AUGCCUGCUAAAGUAAAACAAAAGUCCGUACAGUCUGCGAAAGAAACAACCGUCCAAGUCAAGAAAUCUCAACCACCGGACUGGCCAUCCUUGACUCCUCUCAUUCCGGCAGAACAUCUCUUCAUCGAAACGGUAUUACCAGGGCAAAUCUUGAUAGUCCGGAAUAUAUUCACCUCCACUCUGUGCAGGAAUCUCGUGUCGUUUCUGUCGUCCUUGCCAUUGACCACAACACCCGGGAAGCCAAAGCGUGGAGAAGCAGUCCGGGUCAACGACCGAUUCCAAGUGGACGACCCUGUCUUUGCAAGGACGCUUUGGGAGAACACCGGCUUGGAAUCACUACUGAAUACGGCUGAAGUAGAGGAGACAGCGUUCGAUGGCAAAAUCCUCGGCUUAAAUCCCAACAUUAGGAUAUACAGGUAUCGACCUGGACAAUUCUUUGACAAACACUAUGAUGAGAAUAAUAAAUUACAGUUUGGCGAUGACAAAAUACCCGCCAAAACGACCUGGACCUUGCUGAUUUACCUCACCACCUGCGAAGGUGGCGAAACUGCCUUCUACCCAGAAGCUCUCAAAAAAGGUGAGCAAACACCUGAGCCUACAGUGGUUGGACUUGAGGCUGGGAUGGCUCUACUCCAUAAGCAUGGUGAAGACUGCCUAUUCCACGAAGGCAAGGAUGUGAAGAGUGGCGAAAAAUGGGUUCUGAGAAGUGAUCUCGUUGUCCGAAGAUGA
Molecule: messenger RNA, 729 nt
Organism: Exophiala viscosa
Lineage: Eukaryota; Fungi; Ascomycota; Eurotiomycetes; Chaetothyriales; Herpotrichiellaceae
Exons: 1
Coding region: 1-729 (242 amino acids)
Biological process (GO): peptidyl-proline hydroxylation to 4-hydroxy-L-proline
Cellular component (GO): endoplasmic reticulum
Molecular function (GO): iron ion binding; L-ascorbic acid binding; procollagen-proline 4-dioxygenase activity
Source: RefSeq, a predicted model, not a curated record